Messenger RNA from Budorcas taxicolor (takin), 1286 nucleotides. RefSeq names its product cyclin H (gene CCNH). The transcript has 9 exons. Gene Ontology annotation, molecular function: cyclin-dependent protein serine/threonine kinase regulator activity. Gene Ontology annotation, cellular component: nucleus; transcription factor TFIIK complex. Lineage: Eukaryota; Metazoa; Chordata; Mammalia; Artiodactyla; Bovidae. Bases 108 to 1079 code for a protein of 323 amino acids. The record is from RefSeq and is a predicted model, not a curated record. Gene Ontology annotation, biological process: regulation of cyclin-dependent protein serine/threonine kinase activity; DNA-templated transcription; regulation of transcription by RNA polymerase II.
CUGACUUGGCUUCCGCUGGAUCCUGGAGGUGUCUUAGGUGGUUUAGGUUUUGUACAGUUCGCGGUCUUCUCUCCAGAGACUCGCUGGGCCUCGCCUCCGAUUUCCCGAUGUACCACAACAGUAGCCAGAAGAGGCACUGGACUUUCGCCAGCGAGGAGCAGCUGGCGCGGUUGCGGGCCGACGCCAACCGCAAAUUCAAAUGCAAAGCGGUGGCGAACGGGAAGGUUCUUCCAAAUGACCCAGUCUUUCUUGAGCCUCAUGAAGAAGUAACGCUCUGCAAAUAUUACGAGAAAAGAUUAUUGGAAUUCUGUUCCGUGUUUAAGCCAGCAAUGCCAAGAUCUGUUGUGGGUACAGCUUGUAUGUAUUUCAAGCGCUUUUAUCUUAAUAAUUCAGUAAUGGAAUAUCACCCCCGGAUAAUAAUGCUCACUUGUGCAUUUUUGGCUUGCAAAGUAGAUGAAUUCAAUGUAUCUAGUCCACAGUUUGUUGGAAAUCUGCGGGAGAGCCCUCUUGGACAAGAGAAAACACUCGAACAGAUUCUGGAAUAUGAACUGCUUCUUAUACAGCAACUUAAUUUCCACCUUAUUGUCCACAAUCCUUACAGACCCUUUGAGGGCUUUCUCAUUGAUUUAAAGACUCGCUAUCCCCUGUUGGAGAAUCCAGAGAUUUUGAGGAAAACAGCUGAUGACUUUCUUAAUAGAGUUGCAUUGACGGAUGCUCACCUUUUAUACACACCUUCCCAGAUUGCUCUGACUGCCAUUUUAUCUAGUGCAUCCAGAGCAGGAAUUACUAUGGAAAGUUAUUUAUCAGAAAGUCUGAUGCUCAAGGAGAACAGAACUUCCUUGUCACAAUUACUAGAUAUAAUGAAAAGCAUGAGGAACUUGGUAAAAAAAUAUGAACCACCCAGACCUGAAGAAGUUGCUGCUCUGAAACAGAAGCUGGAGAGGUGUCACUCUGCUGAGCUUGCACUUAAUGUAGUUACGAAGAAGAGAAAAGGUUACGAAGAUGAUGAUUAUGUUUCAAAGAAAUCCAAACAUGAGGAGGAAGAAUGGACUGACGAUGACCUGGUCGAUUCUCUCUAGCCAUUUGAAAUUGAUUUGUCAAUGCUAACUAAUCAUCAGACGGAUGAAGCAUGUCUGGCAUUUAACUUUAUUUGUGAAAGCAUCAAAAUAUAUUAAACUUUUCUAUUUAUGUUAUUUAAAAUUUUUUCCUUUCAGGGUAGCUUUAUGUGAAAUAAAACAUCUUCAAAGGAGCCAGAGUAACACCAGGUUUGGGUAACCUUACCCCAU